AUGGAGUCUUUCGGCGGAUCCGGUGGUUCCCGCCCUCAAUCUCCUUCUGUUCCCUUAUUCUUCAUCCCUGAACGUCGAUUGAGCCUCGUUCUCGGCAUCCUCGCCGCAUCUCCGUCAUCUGUCCGUCGUCCGUUGAGGUACCGGGGGUGUGCAAUCGGUCUGUCUCGUCGUCGUCGUUUAUGGGGCUCCGGCCGUAGAGCCGUCGAGGAGCCGGAGACGAUAGAGAUGGCCCCAGGCGCCGGGCGACACGACGACGGGGAGUUUGACCACUCCCAGAACGAUGAGCUGCGUAUGUGUGGGAUGGCCGGAGAUGAUGAGGACGAUGAUGUCCGCGAGGACGCUGCCGUGCUCUUCGGCCAUUCUGCUGCUGAUCCCCUUCCCGUCGAUGACUCUGACCCCUAG
Miscanthus lutarioriparius is the source of this 402-nucleotide messenger RNA. Lineage: Eukaryota; Viridiplantae; Streptophyta; Magnoliopsida; Poales; Poaceae. The record is from the annotation of a GenBank genome assembly.